GACGGUGCCGUCGGGCCGGAGUGCCGGACCCAGCCCGGUCCAGUGGGCCCCAAGCCUUUCGUUCGCCACGCCGUGCGGAAUGGGCGCCCCCACCGCCCGCUGACCCCCUCCGCCUCCGGCGACCCGGACCCCGGCCGGCGAAAUGGCGGCGUGGUGCCCCGCCGAGUCCACCAAGCCGGUCUUCGUUGGGAUCUACGGCGCCGUCCUCGGCAGCUUCGCUGUCUCUGCCCUCUUCUUCCUCUUCUCCUCCUUCUCCCUCUCCGCGCUCCCGCUCCCCCUCCCCACCGCCGCCACCACCACCACCAACCUCUCCGCUGCCCCCGCCCAGCCGGAGACCAUGUACAACCGCGCCAUCUGGAAACCCCCGCCUCGGGGAGCUCGGAUGCCCCCGCCGCCGGCAUUCCGGCUCUCACGGGACAUGGUCCGCGCCCGCGCCCGCGACGGCGUCAUCGUUGUCACCUUCGGCAACCACGCUUUCCUCGACUUCAUCCUCACCUGGGCGCGCCGCCUCACCGACCUCGGCGUUGACAACCUCCUCGUCGGCGCCAUGGACACCAAGCUGCUGCGGGAGCUCUACCUCCGGGGCGUGCCCGCCUUCGACAUGGGCAGCAGGAUGGCCACCGAGGACGCCGGGUGGGGUUCCCCCACCUUCCACAAGAUGGGCAGGGAGAAGGUGCUGCUCAUCAACGCGCUCCUGCCCUUCGGGUACGAGCUGCUCAUGUGCGACACGGACAUGGUGUGGCUCAAGAACCCAUUGCCCUACCUCGCCCGCUACCCCGACGCGGAUCUCCUCACGUCCAGCGAUCAGGUCAUACCCACGGUCACCGACGACAGCCUGGAGAACUGGAGAGAAGUUACUGGAGCAUUCAAUAUUGGCAUUUUCCAUUGGCGACCCACUGAACCAGCUAAAAGGCUGGCACAAGAUUGGAAAGAUCUAGUCUUAUCUGAUGAUAAGUUGUGGGACCAGAAUGCUUUUAAUGAUCUUGCACACAGAGUUUUUGGACAGUCAGUUGAAGGUGAAGAUGAUCUUGUAUAUUCUUAUGAUGGAAAACUGAAACUGGGAGUACUACCAGCAAGUAUAUUCUGCAAUGGCCAUACAUAUUUUGUGCAGGGCAUGCAUCAGCAGCUUCAUUUAAAACCAUAUGCUGUGCAUACUACUUUUCAGUAUGCAGGCACUGAAGGAAAGCGUCAUAGAUUGCGCGAGGCAAUGCUUUUUGUUGAUCAACUGUCAUAUUAUGACUCUCCAGGAGGUUUCCUAUCAUUUAAACCUAACAUUCCAAAAAGUUUGCUGUUAGAUGGCGCUCACACUGUUGAAUCUCAUUUUGCAUUGGUUAAUUAUCAGUUGAAGCAAAUAAGAACUGCACUUGCAAUUGCGUCCUUGCUAAAGCGGACACUGGUAAUGCCUCCAUUAUGGUGCAGGCUUGACAGAAUGUGGUUUGGACAUCCUGGAGUUAUGGAAGGAACAAUGACCAGACAACCUUUCCUCUGCCCAAUGGACCAUGUAUUUGAGGUACAGGUUAUGCUAAAGGACUUGCCCAAGGAAGAAUUUGGUCCAUAUAUUGAUUUCAGAGAGUACUCCUUUUUUGAGAAUCCGUCAUUUCCUAAACAGGCGAAAGAGUCAUUACUAGAGGUUCAACUCUGCGAUGAUCAUAGCUCCAGAUGCUCUGCAGCUAAUGGAACCAAUAAACACAGACCCCUUCUUUUACCAAGGAAUAGCACGGAACAAAAGCUGUUGAAUGUCUUCUCGUCAUAUAAGAAUGUCAAAAUCAUACAGUUCUCAUCUAUGGUUGAUGUGUUCCGAGGUUUUGCUGAUGCAGCUACCCAGACGAAGUUUCGGAAUCGUUUGAAGAGGUAUGUGGGCCUAUGGUGCUGCGUGCAGUUCCGUGAAAUAGGUCACAUAUAUUAUGAUAUGUACUGGGAUGAGAAACCAGGAUGGAAGCCACAACCCCCAGAGACUAGGGAAGAUGACCAUCCGCCUUUGUCAUGACAUCAGAUGUAAGUGGCUAACUACAGGUUCACUAAUAUCAGCAGAGCAGCCUGCUCCUUUCUGUUGGAAAUCCAUCGAUUUUUCAGGCCUACUUUUUGCUUUGAAGAAAAGAAAUGGUGAUCAGUUUUCUAGUUCUGUUCUUCAGUAGGUGAUUCACUUCUCGCCAAGCAGUAGCCCCCCUUCUCCAUUCCUUGUUCAGGUGGAUGGUUUACAUCAGACUAUAAGCAUGGACUCUGUUGAUAUAGGUUGAGGUAAAGUUUAGGUUGUGGUGCAUAACUCAAAAUCGCUGCAUCAUUCAUUUAGUUCACACACGCACCAGCUGCAGCCUGAAAAGGAGAAGGGGGCUUUGUUCUUAACUGCUGUGCAAAACGUGGUUGUAGCUGCUCUGAUUGUAAUUUUCAGAUAGUCUGGUUGGCACACAUGGUGACCAUGAACACGAGAGCACUUGGCCAAGCAGUCUGACGAAUUCGACUGAAGCGAGUCUCAGUGAAAAAACAACCUGUAACUGGUCCACAAUAUUUGGGCACUAAGCGAAGAUGUUUUCACUGGGAUAACUUCAUUACGUUUUUUGUCAAAUAUUUGAGAUGGUUUUAACAGAA
Messenger RNA from Phragmites australis (common reed), 2586 nucleotides. Its product is annotated as arabinosyltransferase XEG113-like. The coding region runs from base 143 to 1987 and encodes 614 amino acids. Lineage: Eukaryota; Viridiplantae; Streptophyta; Magnoliopsida; Poales; Poaceae. The record is from RefSeq and is a predicted model, not a curated record. The transcript is spliced from 10 exons. Gene Ontology annotation, biological process: cell wall pectin biosynthetic process. Gene Ontology annotation, cellular component: Golgi apparatus. Gene Ontology annotation, molecular function: arabinosyltransferase activity.